UUGUCUCCCGCGCCUGGCCCGUGCAGGAUGAUCGCAUCCGGGAAUUUUGAUCUCCCACACGUACCCGCGAGCUCACCGCGACCGAUCCUUACUCUUCGCCAAAGCUCGAGCUCUCCUCUCCGACCCGACCUCUGCCCGACCCGCUCUCAUCCCCGCCGCUCACACGCCAGUGCGCACCGUCGGCGCCCCGAUUCGCGUAGAAACCGGCUCGCCCGCUCCUCCCCCACCGCCACGGCACAAUUGCGGUGGCUGGGCCAACUACUGCCGCUUCACAGUGCCGGUGCGCAAGACCUUCUCACACGCCAAGCUAAGCCAUGCCCAGCCCAGCCAAGCCAAGCCGCCUUAUCACACGAUCCGUCGUGUAGUAAGGCGGCUUGGCCAGUCUGAAGCUCCGCCCGGGCCCACACCGCGUCCUUCCAAAGAGAGCAGGCGCCUGUUACCGUAGAUCAGGUUGGACCAACUUUGAGCUUCACGCCGUUGUUUGCUGGUCCCAGCACUGCAACCUACAUCCUCCUCCACAUCGCGGCGCAACGUGCUUGGCUCGCCGUCACCACAGCGCCGCAAUCGACACAAACUCGGGCGGACCCACGUACAUUGGGCGUCCCCCUUCAACUCCACUGCAACCGCUGCCCAACCGCUCGAGGCUCUUGCUACUGCUACUGCGACAUCCGCGAACCGACGUGCGCCGCCCAUUGCACAAAAUGGCAAUUAUGUAACACUCCAUGACCUCACCCUUGUGCACGUACAGAGGAAGAGCCAUUCACAUCCAAGAGCUUAUACAAAGUAUCUCAACCGUUAAUAUGAUGCUCCAAGGUCAGCUUCCAAGUUCUCUUUGGCAAAUGAUCGAAAAACACUAGGGCCAUUUGUCCAACAA
Chondrus crispus (carragheen) is the source of this 874-nucleotide messenger RNA. RefSeq lists its product as hypothetical. Lineage: Eukaryota; Rhodophyta; Florideophyceae; Gigartinales; Gigartinaceae. The record is from RefSeq and is a predicted model, not a curated record. The coding region runs from base 28 to 387 and encodes 119 amino acids. The transcript has 5 exons.